AUGGCUCCUCCAGGGAACGAUAAGAACCAGCUAUUUCUGGGCUUGUUCAUACACAGCGUGAAGCUCGGCGAGCUCCAAUAUCUGCAUGACACCGCAGUCUGUGUAGACAAGUCCGGCAAGAUUAUUGCUGUCGAGAAGCAAUGCGAUCAGAAGAAAGCUGAGGUGACUUUAUAUCCUAAGCUAGGUUGGAAGGUAGACGAUGUCACCGUCACGAUAGCAAAAGAUGGCCAAUUCUUCUUUCCUGGGUUCAUUGAUACGCAUAUUCACGCGCCACAGUAUCCUAACGUGGGCAUAUUCGGCAAAUCUACGCUCCUGGACUGGUUAAACACAUAUACUUUUCCCAUGGAAGCAUCCCUCUCCUCACUCCCCAAAGCUCGCAGAGUAUACACACGUUGUAUCCAGCGAACCAUAGCCCACGGUACCACCACCGCAGCCUACUACGCCACAAUCCACGUGCCGUCCACAAACCUACUCGCAGACCUAUGCCUCUCGCUAGGCCAGCGUGCCUUCGUCGGUCGCGUGUGUAUGGAUAACCUUGGCCCCAAAUACUACCUCGACGAAUCGCCGUCGAAGUCCCUAGCUGCGACACGCGCCACUAUCGACCAUAUUCGGAGUAUCGACGCGGACUUCGAUCUCAUAAGCCCGAUCCUAACUCCCCGCUUCGCACCUUCAUGUAGCGUAGAUGCCAUGACCCAGCUCGGCGCUCUGCACCAGGAAACUGGGCUUCCGAUUCAGACACACAUCGCGGAGAACGUCGACGAACUGAAGCUCGUGCGGGACAUGUUCCCCGACAGCAAAAACUACGCCGACGUGUACGACCGCUUCGGUUUGCUAGGCAAGCGCACGAUCCUCGCACAUGCUAUUUACUUGAGCGAGGAGGAAGCCGACCUUGUCGCGCACCGCGGGUCCAAGGUCUCCCAUUGCCCGUGUAGCAACUCGGCGCUGACGAGCGGCGUAGCGCCCGUGCGCUGGCUGCUAGAUAAGGGGAUUGGCGUGGGCCUCGGCACCGAUGUUAGCGGCGGAUAUAGUCCUAGCGUACUCGAUGCCGCGCGCCAGGCCGCUCUCGUAUCGAAUCAUCUCGCCAUGCCGCCGCGAACCGGGAAGAAGCAGAUAGACUCCAGCGCCGACACCGAAGCUAACACAUCUUUUAAAGACGAUCGUGAGCUAGUCCGGCUGAGCGUCGAGGAGGCAUUGCAUUUAGCUACGCGGGGCGGCGCCGAAGUCGUUGGCUUAGGGGAGAAAAUUGGCGGGUUCGAGGUAGGCAAGGAAUGGGACGCACAGCUAAUCGGACUUGGACUCGUUCCCGAGGAAGACGAUAGCACGGAAUUAAAACAAGACGAUCAAGACCAAGACCAAGAUACCGGAAACGUCGAUAUCUUCGGCUGGGAGCGAUGGGAGGACCGCGUCGCGAAGUGGGUGUUUAAUGGCGAUGACCGGAACGUGAAGAAAGUCUGGGUACGCGGACGGCUAGUGCAUGAGCGAAGAUAG
Molecule: messenger RNA, 1488 nt
Organism: Daldinia childiae
Lineage: Eukaryota; Fungi; Ascomycota; Sordariomycetes; Xylariales; Hypoxylaceae
Product: putative guanine deaminase
Exons: 2
Coding region: 1-1488 (495 amino acids)
Biological process (GO): guanine catabolic process
Cellular component (GO): cytosol
Molecular function (GO): guanine deaminase activity; zinc ion binding
Source: RefSeq, a predicted model, not a curated record